GAAGUAAAAAUAUAGCAAUAUUAUAUUCUUAUAUAUAUUUUUUCUAUGUUUAUAUCAUGAUGACACAAUCAACGGUCCGUCAUAAUUUUUCGAUUUUCAUAUGAGUUAUGAGUGUUGAGUUUACGACGCAUCUCUUAAACUUGGUGCAUUAUCGUUUUUGUUAUCUUACUACAAGGUCCGGUCUUUUGAUCGGAUGACAAGUUAAAUACGCCUCAAAAUCGUCGCUCGCUGUGCCCAAGUGUCAAAACAUGGCUUCGUCGCCAUCAUGGGAAGAUUUGAGAAAACAGGCUAGAAGGCUGGAAACAGAAAUUGACUCCAUGUUAGUAUCAUUAAGUAAAAUAAGUACUAAUAAUCCUAUGAUGUAUAGUGACGAUGAAUCACAGUUGUUGUUGUCUGAUGAUCGAUUUGAAACUGCCACAUCUGAAAUUGAAGAGCUGCUGUCUAAGCUUAAUACAGUCAAUGAAAAAAUGGGCGAAUGGAAUUCCAAUGGAGAACAAUCUACAGUUUCACAAAACAUGCAUACUGUACAGCGCCACAGAGAUAUUUUACAAGAUUAUACUAAAGAGUUUCAAAAAAUACAAUCUAAUGUUAGAGCUCGAAGGGAAAGGGAAGAUUUGCUGCAUAGUGUUCGGCAGGACAUUGAUGGCUACAAGAAUUCUGGAACAAAAAACAGGCGUAUGGAUUUGUAUGUUAAAGAGCAUGAACAUGUACGUAAUUCAGACCGUUUAGUAUCAGAUCAGAUUGCAAUUGCAAUGGAAACUAGGGAACACUUAGUGUCGCAACGGCAUCAUUUUAAACGUUUACAAUCUAGACUUCACGAUUUAUCAAGUAGAUUUCCUGCUCUCAACACCCUAGUACAAAAAAUUAACAUGCGUAAAAAACGUGAUUCUUUAAUAGUUGGAGGAGUUGUUGUUAUAUGUACUUUUAUAAUACUCUUGUACACUUUUCAUUAGGAAGAUUUUCAAAUUGGUGGUUAAUAUAUAUAUAUAUAUAUAUUAUAUAUACAUGGGUAUUAAUACGAAUUUUGUUUUUAAAUAAUUACAAAGAAAUUUAUUUUACUUGUAUAAUAUAUUUUGUUUUAAUUAUAGUUAAUUGUAACAUUAUUCUUAGUUAAUAAAAAUUGAUAUAUAAACCUAGUGGUCUAAAAAUCAUAGGGCAGAGCUUUGAUCUCGCUUUGACAUUCAUCAUAUAUAUCUGUAUAAUUUUCAUGCUUUCUAAUAAGUACCAUGACUGCAGAUCUUUUAACACCCAGUAAUGAACCCAAAUCUUCGCGCGACGGCACAUAACAGUAUGGCAGAUUUUUUGUUUCACAUACACCAGGCAUAUGGCUCAUGAUAUCAAUUGGUGAAACAUCGCCAGCAAAAAUUACCAAGCCCGUUUCGCCUCUUCGGAUUCUUCGUUGCACUUCUUUCAGGCCAACUCUUAAAUAAGUCUUUUCUUUAUGUGCUAUAAUAAAAAUACACUGUUAAUCAUUA
Rhopalosiphum padi (bird cherry-oat aphid) is the source of this 1475-nucleotide messenger RNA. It is a transcript of the gene Gos28, whose product is annotated as Golgi SNAP receptor complex member 1. Gene Ontology annotation, molecular function: SNAP receptor activity. The coding region runs from base 249 to 953 and encodes 234 amino acids. Gene Ontology annotation, cellular component: SNARE complex; cis-Golgi network; Golgi membrane. The transcript has 4 exons. The record is from RefSeq and is a predicted model, not a curated record. Gene Ontology annotation, biological process: endoplasmic reticulum to Golgi vesicle-mediated transport; vesicle fusion. NCBI's taxonomy places the organism in Eukaryota, Metazoa, Arthropoda, Insecta, Hemiptera, Aphididae.